AUGCGGUUGGAUCCCGUUUCUAUUCCAAGCUUUGACGGACAGCCGUCAAACUGGUUAGCGUUCAAGGAUAUGUUUGAGACACUAGUUCACAACAGAAGUGACUUACAACCCACCUAUAAACUGGGAAAACUGCGACAGUAUGUGAAGGCAGAAAAUGUUCCAUUAGUAGGUGGCUUGUACACAGGUGGGUAUGAAGAAGUCUGGGCUGAAUUGAAACAACGUUAUGACAACCCCCGUACUCUUUCGGAGCACCAUGUUCAGUAUCUACUAGACUUGCCGACCCAUCCACCAGAAUCUCGAGCUACGCUACUAAAUUUGGUAGAUACUGUUCGUAAUUCCUUUAGAGCGCUCGAAAUGAUGAAUGUGCCAGUAAAACAAUGGGAUGCUAUAGCCGUACCACUGCUAUUACCCAAACUACCGGUUGUUACCCGAACCGAGUGGGGAAUGAGCCUAAAAUCCAAUGACAUCCCGAAGAUGGAAGACGUUAUAAUGUUCGUGGAACGGCGUGCAGCUAACCUGCCGACAUCUUCGCCCAUUACUCCACAGUUUUCAAGCGGUCGCACAUCAAGGUCGUGUCGUGAAGACGCAUCUGGCUAUAAAUUCUGGAAAAAUUACUAA
Messenger RNA from Bactrocera oleae (olive fruit fly), 618 nucleotides. The record is from RefSeq and is a predicted model, not a curated record. NCBI's taxonomy places the organism in Eukaryota, Metazoa, Arthropoda, Insecta, Diptera, Tephritidae.